Messenger RNA from Aspergillus pseudonomiae, 441 nucleotides. RefSeq lists its product as uncharacterized. The transcript has a single exon. The record is from RefSeq and is a predicted model, not a curated record. Lineage: Eukaryota; Fungi; Ascomycota; Eurotiomycetes; Eurotiales; Aspergillaceae. Bases 1 to 441 code for a protein of 146 amino acids.
AUGGGCACGGCCAUUCCCGGCGUGGCAGCGCUGGCGGUGAACAAUAGCGACUCGGGAUCAGGAUCGGGGUCGGGGUCGGGGUCGGGGUCGGGGUCCUCAAAUGAUAGCACGAAUUCGUCCACCUGCGACGACCAGCGGCUGAAGGAGAAGGCGUUGGAUAACCAUGACGUGGCGAUUGGGGUCGGGGUCGGCGUGCCGUUGGGGCUGAUUGCGGUGGCGUCGGUUGCGUGGGCGUUGUAUGAGCGCAGGCUGAGACAUAGGGCUGCUGGGGUGGUUGCGGAGAAGGGGAAUAUGGGUAUGGGUAUGGGUAUGGGUAUGGGUGUGGGAAUGGGUAUGGGGGUGAACGGGAAUAUGAAUAUGGGGGUCGCCCCGCCGGUGGAGUUGGGGAGUGAGAGGACGCAGCGGCCGGUGGAGUUGGACUCCACGAAGGUGCAGCGGUGA